UCAGAAGAUGUGCUUAAAUGCAAUAAAUAUUUAGGUUCAUACAGUUUGGAGUAGGAAAAUAUGCAUCCAAAUAAUUCUAUACUUGAAAUACGAAUGCUAAGUUCUACUAAGUAAAAGUUUUAUGACUGAUCACUUGACAUCACGAACAGGAGGUAGCAAUAUUCCCAUUAACAGGAGAGCCUGGAUGGAGGAGCGUCAGGAAGGAACCCGUGCAUAUUGAAUGCAAUUGUUUCCUGUUCUAAACCAUGCAUGAAGGUACCAGUGGGAGUUCUAAAGCCAUUCUUCAAAGUCUCUUGUACUAGUCCCGACCUAACACAUGCACACACUGUUAACUGUCUAAUCCCCUCACUGUGACUCUCACAUGACGAAAAAAAUCCCACGCCUGGCAGCUCGAGGCCAAACGCAGCAUGGAGACUACGCUCAGGCUCACAUGCCACUCUGCAAACAUUCCACAUCUUCUUGUUUUGUGUGGACUUUUUUGUGUGGACCAGCAGAAAGACGGUGCAAGGGAGGACUGCUUCCCGUCGUGAUGGACAACAUCAGGAGAUAUUUGGCGGUACAAAGAGUCCCUUGGCCCUGGACAAGGAGGGACCACACACCGAAUGAGUCCAGCCCACUUAUACCGAAGGGGGAGGCUGACGAGGUUGCCCACAGAAAUAGCGAACUCCACCAGUUGGGUGCAAGUGACGAAAAGGAGCCUGUAUCCAAACAAAUCCACCCCCACUACUGCAUUUAUUCUUUCACUGACUACUUCCUCAAGUACCUCCUGGUUCUAAGCAACCUAAUGUUCUCCGUUAUGGGCCUGCUUGUCCUCGGUUUGGGGAUGUGGGGCCUCAUCAGCAAAGAAUCCUUCGCUCAGGAGAGGAUCGGAAGCAUCGGCACCGACCCCAUGCUGCUGCUGGUGACUGCUGGCCUCCUGCUGACUUUGCUCUGCCUGUCAGGUUGCGUAGGAGCCUUACGGGAAAAUGACUGCCUGCUGAAGGUGUUCUCCGGAACGCUGCUGGUGCUCAUCACAGCCCAGGUGCUGGCCCUCAUCGUGGUGUAUACCGUCCAAGGGGAGAUCGGGAAUGUUCUGCGGUCAGGGAUGUUGGCUGCCAUAGCCGGCUACCAGGACGAUUUGGAUCUGAGGUUCAUCACAGAUGAGCUCCAGUCCAAUCUGCAGUGCUGUGGGGCGGACACGUACAGGGACUGGGAGAUCAACAUAUACUACAACUGCUCCGCCCCAGGAGUUCUGGCCUGCGGUGUUCCAGCCACAUGCUGCUUGGACCCACUGGAGAACGGAACCGUGUGGAACUCUCAGUGCGGCCUGGGAGCCCAAACGCUGGAUGAGUUCAGCGCUCAGAGUGUGAUCUUCCUGGGAGGGUGUCUGGGGGAAAUCUCGCGGUGGGUGCAGCAGCACCAGGGCCUGAUCGGCACCAUUGUUGCGGUUGUACUGGGGGUGCAGAUCCUGACUGUGUUUGUGACCACGCGACUCCAAGAGAGAAUUCAUUGGCAUAAAGUUAAUGCGUAAGAGGACAUGACGUACUGUAUGCAGUUUAAUCACGUAUGAUACUUGCAACAGGAAUUACAGAUCCACCACCGUUACAUUAAUGGCAAUGCUAAUGGCUUCUUUCUAAUAUGCUUAACAAAGUUACAUUGAAGCGCAUCACGUUUUCACUUCCACCAUUAUUUAAUCCUACCCCUUCUCUGUGUCUCAAGUUAACUUCCUGUGCUGAACAUGUACCAGGGAACAGGGGAGUACAGUAAAUAAUAAAUCAUGUGUUUUAAUAAAACUUAUUAUAAUUUGCAGAUAGCUGAUUCAGUAAUAAAAAAUCCAUAUUUAGUGGCUAUACUGGCUUCCUGGAAUCACUGGUGCACGGGUGUGGUAGACUGUGUUCCCAUUUAAUGCUCCAAGGUUACACCAAAAGCAUGACUAGACUAAUACAAAACAGGAACGGAUAAUGUGAUGAUGUGAUGUUGCGAGAAACAAAAAGUGGUGCAUGAGCCAAGCUAGCAAGCCAGCAAGCCAGUUGUAAAAACUGCAUGAUGUUCCACCCCGUGCCUCCCCUGCACCUGCGCUUAUAAAGAGAACACAUACUGCCACCAUGGAGACCUGAUGUAAUACAUGGAAGACAAAAACAGAUGUGGCUCCUACUCAUGUAUAAAACUGUAACAAUAGAACAGUCACAUCAAUGCAUAAAAGGAGUCACAAAACAAUGUAGUCUCUCGUCUUCCUUGUGGGUCCAACACGUGGCUCAAACGUCAGGUCGUGGUGUUUCUACUGCUUCUUGAAGCGAGAGCAGCUUGGCUAUGGUCCGCUACAAAUGCGGCCCAUAUGGUAAGUAAUCCCUUAUCCACCUCUUCCAAAACAGGUCGAAAGAUUGGCAGCAUGUGAUUUCUCCCAACAUGGCUAAGUUGUUGAUGAACAUAUUGCAGAAUGAGAAUGACAUAUUGCAAAACAUGACUACGAUGUUUUAGCUCCUCAGGUAAAGCUGACCUACUGAGUCUUCGAUCCACUCAAUAUGUCAUCCUGCAACACAGGAUCCAGCCUAUAGAUGUCACUGGUUUUCCUUGUCCCUGCUCCUCCACUCCCCAAUGAAGCGAUUUCUUCUAAGGAUGUUGCCCACUGACUGAAGCCAACGAUGACGGAUUCUGCUCUGGCGAAGUCACUCACAGAAAGUGAGUGACUUUCAACAGAAUCUCUGGCCUCUCUCAUCUCCACUUCAACCAACUGUGUGGAUGGGCCAGCAAAAGACCCAACCACAGUUCCAGCUUAAGCCUAAGCCUGAGCCUAAGAAAUGUUUUGGAGACCAGUACGAGUACAGCCGUCCCUCGCA
Molecule: messenger RNA, 2816 nt
Organism: Dunckerocampus dactyliophorus (ringed pipefish)
Lineage: Eukaryota; Metazoa; Chordata; Actinopteri; Syngnathiformes; Syngnathidae
Gene: tspan10
Product: tetraspanin-10
Exons: 3
Coding region: 362-1510 (382 amino acids)
Cellular component (GO): membrane
Source: RefSeq, a predicted model, not a curated record